UAUUCUGACAAUCUGACUUCUGACAUCGUUUUCUGUGUCGUAUUUUUUUAAUCUUUUAGAUUAGUAUGGCAAAAUAUGGUUAAUUAUUAUUAUUUUCUGAUUUUGAUUCUUGAAAACCUUUAUUAUGAAGAAAAAAGUAUUGCUAAUGGGAAAAAGUGGUUCAGGCAAGACGAGUAUGAGAUCCAUAAUAUUUGCAAAUUACAUUGCUAGAGAUACUGGCGAAUGGACAAUUUUUACAGUUGAUGUGGAACAUUCACAUGUAAGAUUUUUGGGCAAUCUAGUUCUGAACCUGUGGGAUUGUGGGGGCCAAGAAGCAUUCAUGGAAAAUUACUUUGCCUCUCAGCGAGAUAACAUAUUUAGGAAUGUUGAAGUUUUAAUUUAUGUUUUCGAUGUUGAAAGCAGAGAAUUGGAAAGAGAUAUGCAUUAUUAUCAGUCGUGUUUAGAAGCCAUCCUACAAAACUCCAGGGAAGCCAAAAUAUUUUGCCUUAUUCAUAAAAUGGAUUUAGUUGCAGAAGACCAGAGAGAUAUAAUUUUUAAAGAAAGAGAAGCUGAUUUAAUUCGACUCUCGAAACCUCUAGACUGUACCUGCUUUAGAACCUCAAUUUGGGACGAGACUCUGUAUAGAGCUUGGUCGAGCAUAGUUUACAUGCUAAUUCCUAAUGUAAAAGAAUUAGAGACAAGCCUACAACAGUUUGCAAAUAUUGUAGAUGCCGAUGAAGUUUUAUUAUUUGAAAGAGCAACUUUUUUAGUUAUAUCACAUUGUCAAAGAAAGGAACACCGAGACGUUCAUAGAUUUGAAAAAGUCUCUAAUAUAAUAAAACAGUUUAAGUUGUCUUGUUCCAAAUUGGCAGCUCAGUUCCAAAGUAUGAAAGUCAGAAAUUCUCUUUUUGCAGCUUAUAUUGAUAUGUUUACUAGUAAUACUUAUGUUAUGGUAUGCAUGUCUGAUCCUCAGAUUCCAUCUGAAGUUACUUUAAUAAAUAUUAGAAAUGCGCGGAAACAUUUUGAGAAAUUAGAAAAAGUGUCAAAUUCCUCUAUAACUCGUUAAAAUCUAUAACAAGUAAUAAUUAUUUCAGGUUUGCCAUUUUACAAAUACAACUUGGAUAGUUUUCUUAAUACAAAAUCACAAGAAUAUUCAAGAGAAAACAUGAUAUACCUAUGUAUGACUAGAAAACAUUGAUAUAUACAAUAUGAAAAUUGGGUAAAUAUACAAAAUAUAAUACUAUGUGAUAAGAUGAUUGAUUAUGUGUGCUAGUAUUUAUAUUAUUAAUGUUAAUAAUUAUUGUUUUUGUUUGAUGUGUUUACAAUAUUAUUUUUUGAGUAAUAAAUAUAUCUUUAUUUUUUCAAAAUUUUCUUGUAAAUUUAUUUACUCUUAAACAAUAAAAAAUAUAUUAUUAUUAA
Messenger RNA from Sitophilus oryzae (rice weevil), 1398 nucleotides. It is a transcript of the gene RagA-B, whose product is annotated as ras-related GTP-binding protein A. The coding region runs from base 125 to 1045 and encodes 306 amino acids. Gene Ontology annotation, cellular component: lysosome; Gtr1-Gtr2 GTPase complex; nucleus. The transcript has 3 exons. Gene Ontology annotation, biological process: positive regulation of TOR signaling; cellular response to amino acid stimulus; regulation of autophagy. Gene Ontology annotation, molecular function: GTPase activity; GTP binding. Lineage: Eukaryota; Metazoa; Arthropoda; Insecta; Coleoptera; Curculionidae. The record is from RefSeq and is a predicted model, not a curated record.